This is a messenger RNA of Xiphophorus couchianus (Monterrey platyfish), 7410 nucleotides long. It is a transcript of the gene setd1ba, whose product is annotated as SET domain containing 1B, histone lysine methyltransferase a. Gene Ontology annotation, cellular component: Set1C/COMPASS complex. The record is from RefSeq and is a predicted model, not a curated record. The transcript has 18 exons. The coding region runs from base 225 to 5615 and encodes 1796 amino acids. Gene Ontology annotation, molecular function: histone H3K4 methyltransferase activity; protein binding; RNA binding. Lineage: Eukaryota; Metazoa; Chordata; Actinopteri; Cyprinodontiformes; Poeciliidae.
GCUUGCCAGUGAUGAGAGGAGAAAAAAAAAAAAAAAAAAGACUUUUUGAAAAGAGGUCUAACUGUCGUGCUAAUGGAAUUCCUUCCUUUUCAGGAGACGCAUUCCCACCCCCUAUUAAAGCCAUUAUUAAAGGAUCCGAAGAUGGGGCUGAAAACAUCCCUCCUGUCCCUGCGUUUUAGGCCUGUUAACUGCAUUCACCAAAGUGUUGAGGUUUGGCGAACGGCAUGGACAGUCAUCCCGUCUGCGGCUCGGCGGAGAAGAAGAGUCACCACUGGAGAAGUUACAAGUUGAUCAUCGACCCGGCGCUCAAGAAGGGAUCCCACAAACUCUAUCGCUACGAUGGGCAGACUUUCAGCAUGCCCAACCCAGGGAUACCACCGGUGGACCUGGUCCGUGACCCGAGGAUCGGACGUCUCUGGACAAAGUACAAAGAGACAGACCUACCGGUGCCUAAAUUCAAGAUCGAUGAAUUUUAUGUCGGCCCUGUGCCUCCGAAGGAGGUGACGUUCGCCAGGCUGAACGACAACAUCAGGGAGGGAUUUCUCACGGACAUGUGCAAAAAGUUUGGAGAUAUCGAGGAGGUCGAGAUCCUGUACAACCCGAAGAAUAAAAAGCACCUGGGAAUAGCUAAAGUUGUUUUUGAGAAUGUGAAAUCCGCCAAGGUUGCUGUUCAGUCGCUGCACAACACGUCCGUGAUGGGAAACAUUAUCCACGUGGAGUUGGACCCGAAAGGUGAGAAUCGCCUCAGGUACUUUCAGCUCCUGAUGAAUGGCAGCUACACACCACGGACGCUGCCUGUUGGCGGAGAGGAAAACAGGGACGUUUCCCCUCGGAGUCUUGCAGAGGCAUUACUGGCCUGUGAACCCAUCCGCAGGUUGUCGGAGAGCAGCAUGUCUAUAGGAGGAGUGUUGCCACCCAGCAGCUCCACCACCCCCCUCAGCCUGGAGACGGGUUACUCCAGCAUAAGGCAGGACACCCCCCAGUCCCAGGGAACCCCUCACACCCCUCGCCAGCCGGGUACGCCCUUCUCUCAGGACUCCAGUUACUCCAGCCGGCAGUCCACGCCUGCGUAUCAGUCGAGCCGUCCUGAGAGCUCUGGAGGCUACAAGUCCCGCAGGCAUGAGAGUAAGUUCCAGGACGCGUACAACCGCCGGCCGGAGAGGCCUCAGUACCGCAGCAACAUGUAUCGGAAUACUCCGUCUGAUCAAGCUUCUUUCAAGCAGCACCAGCUGACACCACCUGAACCUCCACCUUCAACCCCUUCCUUUAACUACACAGCGCAUCCUCCUGCUACGCCCAACUUUAAGUCCGCGUUCUCGCCCUACCAAGCUGCUUUGCCGCCUGCGUUCCCCCCGUCAGAGUCGCCGUACCAUCACCCGGCUCAAAGGGACGGCGAGUAUCUCCGACCGCCGCAGCCGCCUCCGACGGCCCCGACGGAUGUCUUGCCCGUUAAGGAAAGGCCAGAAACGCCUCCAAUCCCAGAGCCGCCGCCGGAACCAGUUCCCCAACCCACCACCCCUCCCCCUCAAACACCAGAGCGCUGCCCUUCACCUGGCUCCCCGGCGCUGGAUCCGGAACGCAACAGCCUGGACUCGCGUAUUGAGAUGCUCCUCAAGGAAAAAAGGACAAAGUUGCUGCCGUUUCUGGAUGAGCGGGACUCGGACAACGAGGUGCGAAUGGAAGGUAGCCCCAUUUCCUCCUCGUCCUCCCAGCUGUCCCCAAUCCCACCCUUCGCGGGCGGCCAGCAGAACUCUCGGCCAUCCAGCACUGGCUUGGAGGACAUCAGCCCAACCCCGCUGCCGGACUCCGACGACGAAGAGCCGAUUUCCGGAACCGCUUCGCUGAUCAAAAGAAUCGGCUCUCCCAUCAACGAAAAGAUGGGAAAAAGCGACCUCAAAGACGGAGCUUUUCCAGGCAACAGUCCCACUGAGAAAAUGGACACGGCUCAUCAGUCGUCAGGAGAAGACAUGGAAAUCUCAGACGACGAGAUGCCAGGAGCGACCAUCACCAGCGGGGAAUGUGCCAAGGGCAUCGUGGUAAAUUCGGCAGUGUCCCCCAUGCACACCAUGUCCAUGCACCCUGCCAGCUACCACGCCAUGCAGCAUCAAGCCGGCUUCGCCAUCGCCCCUCAACACCUGGACCCUCACUCCAACAUGCUGGGGCACCCCGCUCACCUGCGCGGUCACCAUGGAGUGCCUCCCCAUAUGAUCUCGCCCAUCGGCCACUAUCAUCAGGACGUGAUCCAGAUGAUGGGUCUCAUGAACUGCGUGCCGUGGGAACGGUGGAACACGAUGCACAUAUCCUUCCAGAUGCAGCAGCAGAUGCUGAGCCGCAUGACUCAGACGAGGGGGCCGUAUUCGUAUCCGCUCUUCAUGGACGGCGGCACCUCGGGGCAGUUCGGCGGGCUCUACCCACCGUUUUCACUGGACGCCGCCGCCGCCGCCGCUCCGGCGUGCAGCACCGGUGUGCCAGGGCAACAGUGGCACCAUCCCAGUUUACCACAGUUCAACCCCACGGUUCCUCCGCCGGGGUACGAGACGAAAAAAGAGGACCCUCAUAAAGCCACUGUUGACGGCGUGCUGCUGGUCAUCGUCAAGGAGCUGAAGGCCAUCAUGAAGAGGGACCUCAACCGCAAAAUGGUGGAGGUGGUGGCUUUCAGGGCAUUCGAUGAGUGGUGGGAUAAGAAGGAGCAUUCAGCAAAGGCAUCUCUGACUCCAGUAAAAGGCGCUGAGAGCAAAGAAGAAGAGCGACCCAAACCCAAAGAGACGAUAGGUUCCAGUCUGUUGGAGAACUGGAAUAAAGGAGAAGGGCUCGGCUACGAAGGAAUGGGUCUGGGGAUGGGUUUGCGAGGAGCCAUCCGCUUGCCAUCCUUUAAGGUAAAAAGGAAGGACCCACCUGAUACAGCAACGGGAGGAGAGAGCAAACGAGCCCGACCGGCCACCCCAGCAGACGACGAACUGGAGGAUGAAGAGAGAGACAGAGACGCAGCCGAGCUCCCGUCAGACGACUCCAAAAUGGCCGGCGACGGCCCCUCAGCCAAGCGGCGGCCCUCGCGACCGCUCGAACUGGACAGCGAGGGAGAGGAGGAGAUGGACACCUCGGAGAAGGAAGAGGAGGAAGAGUCGUUGUCCGACGCCGUCGAUGAGGAGCGCGAUGAAGACAAGGCUCCAGACAGGCUGUUGUCUGCCAAAGAGAGUGCCGACGAGGAGGACAAAGACAAAGAUGGAGACUCGUCCAGUGACAGCGGAUCGUCAGACUCGUCCGACGACGAAGCGGACAGCUCGGCUUCCUCCAAGGCCAGCUCCGACUCCUCAGCCGAGAGCUCCGACUCGUCAGGCGAAAGCUCCGACUCCGAGUACGAGAUGAGCUCGGAGGAGGAAGAGACGGAGGAAGACGUGAAAGCGGUCGCAGAGAAGGUGGACGGAAAAGAGGCCGAGACCACGUCAUCAUCCUCCUCGUCCUCAACCUCGUCGUCUGAUGAGGAGGAGGAGAACAAGGAGGAAGAUGUCAAGCCAGCGACUCCUCCCAUCGUCCAAGUGCAGGAGUUUAAGGAGGAGCGAAGAGAGGAAGAGGAGCAGAGCAGCAAGUUCAAACGCAGACCUCCCAGUCCUCCCGAAGAGGAGACCCCCGAGGAGCUGAAGCCACCAGCGCACCAGGGGGUCAGAGUCAAAGAGGAGAAAGUCUGCGUUGACGUCAAGGUUGAACCUCAGGACCACAUAGCAGGCCUCCGGCCCCUGACCCCCACCGGCGCUCUCCCUGACAGCGACCAGGAGGUCAAACUCAAAGGUAAAGCAAAGCCUGAGGAAGUGCCCUGCACCCCGACUCAGUUACCCCCCUCCCAUCCUGUCGCACCUGCCCCGAAAUCCAUCUCCACGUCCUCCAUGCACCUCCCUCUCCCCCCUCACCCUGCUGUAGAGAGUCGCUCCCUGCUCCACCUGCCCCCCGGACCUUUGCCUGAGUUCCCUCAGCGACCCCGGCUCCCCACGGACGAGGACAUCCCUCGCACGCCGGGUCGGGACCUGAUGGAGCGCGCCCGCUGUCUGGGGAAAUCCCAGAGCACCGACACGAUCCCCAACACGCCAGGCAGCGACGCCCCUCUGACAGGCAGCAGCCUGUUGCUCAGCUCACCUCACAUCCCCGGCAGCCCCUUCUCCUACCCGUCCCAGUCCCCCGUCCUCAGCGCUGGCGUGCCUCGAACUCCCGGUAGAGACUUAACCUUCACGCCUGUCUUCCCCGAACCUGCAGCCUUGACACUGAACAGGAAGAGCUUUGAUGAGCGGCCUGUUUUCAAGGAGCCGCCAAUCAGCGCUCCUCCGUCACUGGCAGCCGGAGCCGAUCACUCGGCCGUCGCGCCUGAAGAUCUACCGACCGGCGUCUCGGGCGAUAUCCCCUUGAUGUCUGACGCCACCGCCUCCAAGAAGAAACCGGGGCGACCGAAAAUCAAAAAGGCCGGCGACGAGCUUUCCUCCGAGUCCACUGAUUUGCCCCAGGCGCCGGUUCUGGACAGCGUCUCCCUGACGACGGUCCAAUCUCCCAAACACACCAGCCUGGACUUCCGGGAAAGAGACGUGGAUCCGCAGACGCUGCUGCCCGCCGAAGACGGCUUCCCCUCCUACGACGAGGAGCCGCCCGCCGUCGCCAAGCCGGCUCGCAAGACGCGGCGUUGCUGGGAGGAGCUGCUGCUGGACAGCCUGUCCCCGGUCACCACGCCGCAGCGCGCCUACUUCAAGCCGCGCUCCGACUUCGAGGAGAUGACCAUCCUGUACGACAUCUGGAACGAAGGCAUCGACGAGGAGGACAUCCGGCUACUGCAGAUCACGUACGACAAGAUGCUCCAGCAGGACAACGGCAACGACUGGCUCAACGACACACUUUGGGUCAACCAUCCUUCGACCCACAUCCCCGGGGUGAAGAAGAAGAGGAGAGACGACGGCAUGCGGGAUCAUGCCACCGGCUGCGCCCGCAGCGAGGGAUACUACAAGAUCGACAAGAAGGACAAGCUGAAGUACCUGCAGAGCUCCCGGGUGCAGUCGGAGGAGCCACCGGUCGACACGCAGGGCAUGAGCAUUCCUGCACAGGUCCACGCGUCCACCAGAGCCGGCUCAGAGCGCCGGUCAGAGCAGCGGCGGCUGCUCUCGUCUUUCGCAUGCGACAGCGACCUGCUCAAGUUCAACCAGCUGAAGUUCCGUAAGAAGAAGAUACGAUUCUGCAAGUCGCACAUCCACGACUGGGGUCUCUUCGCCAUGGAGCCCAUUGCUGCUGAUGAGAUGGUGAUUGAGUACGUGGGGCAAAACAUCCGACAGGUGAUCGCCGACAUGCGGGAGAAGCGCUACGAGGAGGAGGGCAUCGGCAGCAGCUACAUGUUCCGCGUGGACCACGACACCAUCAUCGAUGCUACCAAAUGUGGCAACUUUGCCCGUUUCAUCAACCACAGCUGCAACCCUAACUGUUAUGCUAAAGUCAUCACGGUUGAGUCUCAGAAGAAGAUCGUGAUUUACUCCAGGCAGCCGAUCAACGUGAACGAGGAGAUCACGUACGACUACAAGUUCCCCAUCGAGGACGAGAAGAUCCCGUGUCUGUGCGGGGCGGAGAACUGCAGGGGGACGCUCAACUAACGGACCCCCCUCGCAGCGUGAAGCGACCCGGCGCUUCACCCGGGUCGAGCUAAGCUACCUGACCUGCACUCUUCAUACAUUAAACUCUAGAAUGUUUACAAUUCACGGUGCUCUUCAAAUGAAACUGUGUUUAUUUUUCUGCCAGUGUGACUUUUUCUCCCCAGUAUUUCUGCACGACUCCUGCAGCAUCCAGUCCCGACUCGGCUCGGUUCGGUUCGGGGCGAGGCUUUUUAUUUUACACUUUUCUCCUCUCAUUUGUCUCAUAAGCUUUACCCCAAAACACCACUUGUGGUACAAGGAAAAACAAACUCACAUGUUCAGCUGCUCAGUCACACUUUAAGAUGCCUGAGGUUACUCCCUCUUUGGAGCAGACGAGCGGAAGGCGGAGCGUUCUCUCCGCUUCCUUCCCUGCGCAAAAUAAAUCAAACUAGACCGAGAUACAAAUGGUUAAAUCUGGAGUAUUCAAGCAUCUUCUACCUGUCCAGGACAGGUCGUGCUGCUUCCUGUUAGUUUAUGCAAAGGUUUAACGAUGUUCUGCAAAAAUUUGCAUUAAUCAUAUUCCUAUAUAUAUAUAUAUAUAUAUUUUUUUUUUUUUUCUAACAGUUUGUUUAGGUAUUUUCAUGCCUAUUUGUUCAGAUACACUAUGUAUGGGUGCGUGUUUUGCAUGAAUGAGUGUUGUUACCUGAUGGUGCGGGAAUGUGAUUGCGCUGCCCCCUGCUGGCCGAAAACGGAAGAGAAAGUCAACUCAAAAGCAAUCUUGAGUUUUCAGCUCUGGGGGGGGGGGCAGUUAUUCAUUAUUUUAAGUGCCAAAUUAAUUAAUUAAUGUACGACUGUCUCUGUUUAAUCAUGAGGAAGCUGCUAUGUGUUAACAAGCAACCGCGAGGAACUUUUCCCCUCUCUUGAUGAUCAUGUUUUGUUGUAUUUUCAGUAACAUCAAGGCGCCUGCGGCCUCCUCGCUGGAGCCUCUCUGUCUUUGUCGUUUAUUUAGAUGAAAGAUAAAAUACUAAAUGCACUCGAGGGCUCGCACCUGCGCCCCUCUCCUUCUCAAAGCCCUGGAAGACCAAGUCAGUUGUCGCUUUUCAUUCACUUGGAUUAAUAAUGCAGGUUUCUGUUUGUUUGUUUUUUUUCCACCUCUGAUGUUCAUAUUGUAUAUGAGAAUCUGUACAGAAGAUCUAAAACUUUUUUUAUCUUCAGAAAUGUAACACUUUUAAGAUGCUCCCCCCCCCCCCUUUUUUUUUUCUUCUUUUUUUUUAUCGAAAGACUGAAUAUUUAAAUAUUUUCAGGGAUCUGUGAAAGGAGCUGAUGGUUAAAAGGUUGUUUAUUUAAAAGGUCCGCUGUGUACAGGAAAAGCUUCCACUUCCCUUUUUGAAAGAUUGUUUCUUGUGGAAACUUCUUCGUUUUCUGCCCAUUUGCUUUGAGAUCCUAAAACGUGUAAGUAGCUUAACUGUGAAUAUGAUAUAAAUAUAUAAAUAUAUAUAUAGAUAUAUUUUUUGUUUCUUGGGAUUUGCUACUUGAACACAGCUCGGAUGUGUGCGUAUCAUAAAGGGGGCGAGCGCUGAGCUCGUCAGCUGGUAGCAGGAUAUUCAGCUUGUGUCAAGCUCCUGUUAUUUUUGUUUUUUUUUAAUUUUGUUGUAAAUUCUAUGAAAAACUCUUUGCAGUGUGGAAAAUAAAAAAAAAAGGUGCAGAAAUGGCACUGGGAAGAGGACUGAAGUUUCAGCCCAUUUCUCGUGUCUAUUUAUUAUAAGUGUAUGAAAAAGAAAAAAAUAACGAAUAAAUUUUUGCAUACAUCCAUAAA